Monopterus albus (swamp eel) is the source of this 686-nucleotide messenger RNA. It is a transcript of the gene mrps17, whose product is annotated as mitochondrial ribosomal protein S17. Gene Ontology annotation, cellular component: mitochondrial small ribosomal subunit; ribosome. Gene Ontology annotation, molecular function: structural constituent of ribosome. The record is from RefSeq and is a predicted model, not a curated record. Bases 149 to 586 code for a protein of 145 amino acids. The transcript has 3 exons. Gene Ontology annotation, biological process: mitochondrial translation. NCBI's taxonomy places the organism in Eukaryota, Metazoa, Chordata, Actinopteri, Synbranchiformes, Synbranchidae.
CUUUACUUUUUGUACCUCGUUACUAACCGUAGUCUACGUCAUCAAAACAAGCCGAGCGGAGCAGCAUGGAGGACUGCAUUCGCUGAUGUAUUUUUGACCUUUUAGUGUUUUUCCCUUUCAUUAGUUUUGGGCUGAAUAGAGUUCCAGAAUGUCAGCCAGGAAUGCGUCAGUCCAUGCCAAAUGGAUUAUUGGCAGAGUAAUAGGGACCAAGAUGUGCAAAACUGCCAAAGUGAGAGUCACAAGGCUGGUGCUGGACCCUUACCUGCUCAAGUACUACAACAAAAGGAAGACCUACUUUGCCCAUGAUGCUUUGCAACAGUGCACUGUGGGAGAUAUUGUGCUUCUCAAGGCCCUUCUUGAGCCCAGGUCCAAACAUGUGAAGCAUGAACUGGUUGAGAUAGUGUAUAAAGUUGGUCAGGUGGUUGACCCACUGACAGGAAAGAGAGUUGCAGGCACUGAGUUUCUGGAGCCUCUGACAGACCUUACACUUCCGGAAGAGAUGACAUUAUCAGAAAAACUGCAGGAGCUCAACAUCUCUGCGGCCUCUAGUGGAGUCGAUUCCCCAUCAGCAACUCAUACUUCAUAAUAGAAAACUGUUCAUUUACACAGUAAUAUUUGCCUAAAUGUCAUUCAUCUGUCAUAUUUGUGUUUCAGAUGUUAUUGUAAAUAAAACUUUAGACCAGUAA